ACGUUCCUUCUCUGAUCGCAUGCACUGAAUAAUGUAGGUGUCUGUCCUCUGCUGGGUACUGAAAUACACAGCAAGCAGGCUGUAGCCCAGUAUCGACACUAUGCAGGCAUCACACUGGUGGUAACCUGCUGCUGCCACAACAAGCCGUUGCCCGGUGUAUUUAAAACGAGGCAUGCGCAAAUAUGCAAUUGUGGAGACCAGUGAAAUGACUAUAUAGCACGGUUCCCCAGCUGGCGUCCCGCUGCUGACUCUAGUUGAUGAUCCCUGCUGUAUAGCCUUCAGUCCUGCUGAUUUGAAUAGUAUCAAGCCCGUGAUCAGAGCAACAGACGGCUCUUUGGGGAUCUCAUUUUCAUCCGCUUCAGUCCUCUAUGUGAGACAAGCAGGAUGGGCUGUUCCACGAGUACCCAGACAACAGCGCAGGACACCACCAGACAGCCCAGCUCUAAACCAGAGGAAAGCAAUGGAACCAGCACUACAGGGGCGGCUAAUGAGAACGGUAAGGUUGCGGAGGACAGUGAGACCAUCCCAGAUCCCACAGUGACCGUAGCAGCCACAGGAGGGGAGGCCCAGUCUGCUCCGGCUGCAGCCCAAGCCGAGGCUCCUGCAGACACCACAGACCCAGCCCCUGCAGCGGAGACCCCGGCCCAGAGUGAGACCCAGCCUGCAGCCGAUGCUCCUGCAGCAGCCACUUCCCCUGAGCAGCCAGCCAGCUCUCCAGAGCCUCCCCCUGCAGCCCAGGACCCAGCUGAGAUCACAGCAGAGGCCGAUACAACUGCAACGAGAAGGGUUAUUGAGGUCACAGCAGAGGCCGAUACAACUGCAACGAGCCCCUAGUCAGGGAAAUGAAGCCGGUCUUCCCAUUGUUGUGGAUGAAGAAUCUGCAUGAAUGUCCUAAUUUGAAAGCGAGAGAGGAUGACAAUAUAUACACACCACUUGCCUGUUGCCAAGCUGCAGAUCAGCUGAUCUCUGUGACCAGGAUCAAUCGGUCAUCACUGUGCCUUUUUCCUCUGUAAAUACUCUACUUCCUGUGCAUUUAGUUGUAUUAUUAGCAUUGUUUAUGAAACAUUCAUUAGAUAAUUGCUUCAAAGUAACUUAUAAAUGCUUAUUAAUAUUUGCUUGAAUCUAAAAUCUACAUUUCUGGUGACUAGAGUUCGUAUUACAGCCUUGUAACGAUGUGGGAUCAAGUAUGAGGGAAAUCAAGUAUGUGGGUUCAAGUAUGUCAGAUUAAGCGACCAACACUAAUUUGUCAGAGUUAUUCAUUCAGGAACAACUUGAAUCCAUUUACUCACACAUAUUUAAGAAAUGAAGCCAACAACUAUUAGACUGUACAACCCAUAUUAUGACCAUGUUACGACCAUGUUAUAAGGGUAUAUAAUAUGACCAUGUUAUUAAGCUCUAUGACCAUGUUAUUAAGCUCUAUGACCAUGUUAUUAAGCUCUAUGGCCAUGUUAUAACGGUUUGAAUAAAACAGGUACUGAACUCAAGACA
Messenger RNA from Oncorhynchus kisutch (coho salmon), 1488 nucleotides. Its product is annotated as predicted GPI-anchored protein 58. The record is from RefSeq and is a predicted model, not a curated record. The transcript has 4 exons. The coding region runs from base 385 to 834 and encodes 149 amino acids. NCBI's taxonomy places the organism in Eukaryota, Metazoa, Chordata, Actinopteri, Salmoniformes, Salmonidae.